This is a messenger RNA of Rhipicephalus sanguineus (brown dog tick), 419 nucleotides long. Its product is annotated as mediator of RNA polymerase II transcription subunit 14-like. NCBI's taxonomy places the organism in Eukaryota, Metazoa, Arthropoda, Arachnida, Ixodida, Ixodidae. Gene Ontology annotation, biological process: regulation of transcription by RNA polymerase II. Gene Ontology annotation, cellular component: core mediator complex; mediator complex. The coding region runs from base 139 to 396 and encodes 85 amino acids. The record is from RefSeq and is a predicted model, not a curated record. The transcript is spliced from 4 exons. Gene Ontology annotation, molecular function: transcription coregulator activity.
ACGACAGAUUGAGAUUGUGCAGUUUGCCAUCAGUACACGGCAGUUAUUUGUUCGGCUGCUUGCACUUGUAAGUGGGCAGCAAGCGCAGCCAAAGUGGAAAAAUGUGCAAGCAUCGUAGGAUUUUUGGACAAGCAGAACAUGCUGUUUGUGGAGACAGCGGACAUUCUGGCCAUGAUGGCGAGAGAGACGCUUGUGCAAGCAAGGUUGCCUAGCUUCCAUAUACCUUGUGCUGUCGAGGUUCUGACUUGGGCACAUACUCGAGGCUGCCCACGUGCAUUCGGGACAAGAUUGUGCCUCCUGAUCCUAUCACCCCUGCAGAAAGAAAAAGCACUCUGCAAAGGCUGGAUCAGAUCAUCCAGUAUCGUCUUGUGUCGUCUGAUUUGCCUUCCCAAAUGAGAUCGCACAGAAUUGGCAAGUUC